GCUUCGGCUUCGCAACCAUCUAAGGAAGGUAGUUUCUUUUUACUGUAUGUGGACCCUUAUUCAAGCCGUUGGCGGUUGAGGAGCGGAGGAUUGGUGGGUCGACGAGUACAUGAGGCGGAAGGGUAGCGUUCCAUUCCCUGUUCGUUUCUGAUCAGAACAUAGCGGCACGACCUCGUCCGACUCCAGAAACUUUGGAAUCCUCACUAUCAGGUGCUUCCAAGGAGAGAGAACAGAAGGAAAAGCCAAUGGUAUGGUCACCACUUAUCAACUUAUGGUUCCUAGGCGUCGUACCCGCUGGGGUGCCCAGGGUGGCAGAAAUCGACCCGCAUCACCCACCCAAUCGUCGAUCACACCCUCGCAUACAUCCGUGUUUCCCGCGCCAGGCACGCCAGACUCAUCCUACUGCCAAUGCAACAUCGACACCUGCUUCUCUCCGGGCAACUCUUAUACGUCAACCCGGCCAGCCAUAUGGAGCGACUUAAGCGCAAGCACCAACGCCUCAACCACUUCAGCGGCCCAGAUGGUCCCGGCUCAUUCUCAUUCCGCAUCAAUCACGCCCGCACCUGAUCAACCAGACGUCGCUAUGGCGCAGGGCCAACCCAGUCCGAGCCGCGAUGCUAUCUCGUCACGUCCUCACUCACAGCCGCAAAGCGCAGCUGUCAAGAGGGGUCC
Messenger RNA from Cantharellus anzutake, 672 nucleotides. RefSeq lists its product as uncharacterized. Bases 246 to 482 code for a protein of 78 amino acids. NCBI's taxonomy places the organism in Eukaryota, Fungi, Basidiomycota, Agaricomycetes, Cantharellales, Hydnaceae. The record is from RefSeq and is a predicted model, not a curated record. The transcript is spliced from 3 exons.